Messenger RNA from Laccaria bicolor S238N-H82, 162 nucleotides. RefSeq lists its product as uncharacterized. Bases 1 to 162 code for a protein of 53 amino acids. NCBI's taxonomy places the organism in Eukaryota, Fungi, Basidiomycota, Agaricomycetes, Agaricales, Hydnangiaceae. The record is from RefSeq and is a predicted model, not a curated record. The transcript is spliced from 3 exons.
AUGCAUCACACUUGUCACACUCAGUUGUUGUUCUCUUUGCACAACACUGAGCUAACAUGCUAUUUCAUUAGUACAAGUGCCCACAAGAGGUCUUAUCAGUGCCCCCCCUAUUCCUGCAGGAAUCCAGUCAUUCCAGUGUUUUCUCAUUCCAGUGGAAUCUGA